Messenger RNA from Prunus mume (Japanese apricot), 2723 nucleotides. Its product is annotated as BTB/POZ domain-containing protein. The record is from RefSeq and is a predicted model, not a curated record. Gene Ontology annotation, molecular function: protein binding. Lineage: Eukaryota; Viridiplantae; Streptophyta; Magnoliopsida; Rosales; Rosaceae.
AAAGCCAAAGCCAAAGACAUUGUGGGGCUAACCGGCCAUUCAUCCUAUGCUCUAUGUGCCAUGCUUCUUCUCCUCCCUCUCCUCCCUUGCCCUUUUUUAUUCUGACACUUCCAAAGCUUUUGCUCCCAGCGGAGCCAUCAAGAAAAAGAAAUCACAAAAACCUCAGCUUUUCAUCUCUUUCGCCUCUAAACUCUCUCUCUCUGUCAAUACUGACAAACAAAGCCAGAUAUUUAGGACCCUCUCUCUCUCUCUCUCUCUCUCUCUCACAGCUUAAAUGCUUUCUCAGUCUUUCAUUGCUGUUUUUUUCAUGUUUUUUUACUUCUGAUCCAUCUCGUUUACACCGCCAUUUUUAAUUCACUUUCUUUGUCAAUACCCAAAAGAAAACUAGAAAAAAUAUACCAAAAAAGAAAAGAAAAAAAGGAUAGACCCAUCUCUAAACUAAAGGACAACAGCAACAACAAUUAUAAGGGACAUUACAUUUUUUUGCGAUUUUCAAUAUUUCAUGGCAGCUGCAGCCACCACAACUACUAGUACCACUACUCAUCUCAAGUCUCAAACAAACCCAACUAAACCCAAACGCCGCAGGUGCCGCCAGACCCAUCUAUCUUCCUCACCAGCACCUGCUCCCAACCCGACCCGCAAACUCGACCCGCCCACCAUUGUCUCCCCAGAGAGCUCCUGGUGCUGUUUUGCCUUAAAAGACUCGAAACCCGUCUCUGUCCAGCCACGCCCGCAACAACCCAUUAACCCGAAUCACAAAUCCGACCCGGUUCAGGCUUGCCCAUCUGGGCCAUCUCCUUCUUCUUCGCCAUCAUCGUUCCGGAUCCGAUUCGCGCCGGGCAGUCGCUCUCCGGUCAUGGACUUCAGCCCCGCGUUGACUAAUGGGCACUCGGGUCAAAACGACUCGUUUAAUUCCAGCUUCACCAGAUUUAAUAGCAUGCUCACGGCCGGGUUGUUGAACCCGAUGUCGCCGCCGCCGCAGCCCGAUAAGACGACCCGGUCCAGUCCGACCCUUUUCGAAAUGAUGGCCAACGAGCCCGAAAUGGCCCAACCCAAGCCCCAGAUCCACCAGAAUGGCGUCGGUUCCGGAAGCGGGCGCAAAACCCAUGUGGGUUUGGUCCAGGAUAAGCAGGCGUUGAUGAUGCAGAGGGUUUCUGAUCUCUUGCUGGGGUCUCGGAGCCCCGGGAACCAGUUCAACGACCCGUCGAGCAGUGACAUUAAACUCACGUUGAGCGCCAAAGACGGGUUCAGCGUGUCGAUGAAUGUGCACCGUCAGAUUCUCGUUGCGCACAGUCGGUUCUUUGCGGUGAAGCUCUCGGAUAGGUGGGUCAAGCAGCAGAGAACGACGUCGUCUUCGUCGCCGUACAAUGUGGAGAUUGCGGAUUGUGAUGACGUGGAGGUUUAUAUCGAGGCCUUGAGGUUGAUGUAUUGUAAGGAUCUGAGGAAGAGGUUGAUGAAGGAGGAUGUUCCAAAAGUGCUUGGCAUUUUGAAGGUUUCGGCUGCAAUUGGGUUCGAUGCGGGUGUUUUGUCUUGUUUGGAGUACUUAGAAGCUGCCCCAUGGGCUGAGGAUGAAGAGGAGAAGGUGGCAUCACUGAUGUUUGAGCUCCGCCUUGAAGGCGUUGGAGCUGGGGAAGUACUGAAGAGGGUCUCUGUGGAAGUUGCUAAUGGAACUGAAGAGGGUAAUGACAAUGAAGAAGUUCUUUUAAAGCUUCUGCAUGUGGUUCUUGAAGGAAAAGAUGAGAAGGCAAGGCGUGAGAUGAAAGGAUUGGUGUCAAAGAUGCUUCGUGAGAAUUCAUCUCAUAAUGAUCUCCGAAAAGAGUCCUUGUACUCAGCUUGUGAUGGGUGUUUGGAAUUGCUUCGCCACCAUUUUUCUCGGGCAGCAGAGUCAGACUUGCAAGAUGUGGGGCAGAUUGCAAGGCAAGCCGAUAAUUUGCAUUGGAUUUUGGAUAUUUUGAUUGACAGACAGAUUGCUGAGGAUUUCUUAAAAACAUGGGCAUCUCAAAUUGAAUUAUCUGAGGCACAUUCCAAAGUGGCUGCAGUUUAUAGGUACGAAGUUAGCAGAGUUACUGCUCGUCUCUUUGUUGGGCUUGGGAAGGGGCAGCUAUUGGUUUCCAAGGAUGUGAGGUUCUUGCUUUUACAAACUUGGUUGGUGCCAUUUUAUGAUGAUUUUGCAUGGAUGAGGAGGGCGUCAAAAGGCCUGGAUAGGCACUCAAUUGAGGAUGGUCUAAGCAACACAAUUCUUACCUUGCCUUUAGCAUGGCAACAGGAAAUUUUGCUGGCUUGGUUUAAUAGGUUCUUGAAUUCUGGUGAAGAUUGCCCAAAUAUACAAAGAGGAUUCGAAGUUUGGUGGAGGCGAGCCUUUUGGAGGCGGAAUGGUGAGCAGGAAAGGUCACCGUCAUUACGAAUUACAACUGCAACCAUUGAGAACUCAUAGAAGUUAAUAGUUCCACAGUGCAGGGAAAAUGGUGCCCUUGGGUUUGGGUCGCUAUACUCACCUUUCUUCUUAAUUGGUUAUCUUUUGAUCUUCUUACUUUGAAAACCAUGCCUGGAACCCCCUUAUGAAGUAUUUGGCUUUCAGAUUGGUGCAUGAUGUUAUGGUUUGACCGAAUGUACCUAGGUUUAGUUGGGAAGACGAUAAGACAUAUUGGUGCAUAUCAGGGCAAUGUUCAUAUUUUUUUGGGAUAAAAUUCAGAAAUUGCUUGUUUAGUUCGAUUUGUUACUUA